CAGCCACACCCACUUUGAUACAAGAUGGCUACCAUUAGACAAUUGCUAUCAAUUGGCUCCAGAUUUACUCCUUUACGUAUCUCUAGUACAACCACCACCCGCCAUUAUGCGUCAUUAAUAAAAAGGAUUAAAGAUAAAAGGAAUCAAGCUCAUUUAGGAGGAGGAGAAGAAAAAAUUAGCAAACAACACAAAGGGGGUAAGCUGACAGGGAGAGAGAGGGUCCAGUUAUUAUUAGAUGAUGAUUCAUUCAUUGAAUAUGAUUCAUUUGUUGAACACACUUGCACUGACUUUGAUAUGAAUACUCGGAAAAAUAAGAUACCUGGUGACGGUGUGAUAACUGGUCAAGGAUUAAUUAAUGGGCGACCUGUUUUUGUAUUUAGUCAAGAUUUCACGGUAUUUGGUGGUAGUCUGUCAAGUAUGCAUGCUCGUAAGAUAUGUAAGAUAAUGGAUAAGGCAGUAUCAGUAGGUGCUCCCAUUAUUGGUCUCAAUGACUCCGGAGGGGCCAGGAUACAAGAAGAGGUAGACUCACUAGCUGGAUACGCUGAUAUAUUCCUGCGUAAUGUGAUGUCAUCAGGAGUAGUCCCACAGAUAUCAUUAAUAAUGGGACCGUGUGCAGAUACCUGGUGAUGCUGUUAUAACUGGUCAAGGAUUAAUUAAUAGACGUCCUGUCUUUGUAUUUACAAUGUAGUUGAGUAAUGAAUAAUUAUUUAUUAUUAUUUUUAUUUUUUAUUUAUAUUUAAUUUAGUGGUUAGUACUGAAGUAGUUAGUACUGAAGUUAGUACUGAAGUUAGUCCAUCAGUAUCAAUAGGUAAAAAUGAAGUAGCUCAAGAAGUAAUUAUUGAUGAUGAUCCAGCAUAUGGUCAAGUUGAGAAUACCAUCAGGUCUAAUGUCCAAUUACUAACUGAAGUUGAUCCAGCAUACAGUACAUGUAAUGCUGUUACUGGACACAGUAAUAGUAAUGAUGAUGAUGAUGUAGUAUAUGAAGCUGUGUUUUAAAUCAUGUUUUUAUAUUAAACAAUUA
Messenger RNA from Amphimedon queenslandica, 1021 nucleotides. RefSeq names its product propionyl-CoA carboxylase beta chain, mitochondrial-like. Lineage: Eukaryota; Metazoa; Porifera; Demospongiae; Haplosclerida; Niphatidae. The record is from RefSeq and is a predicted model, not a curated record. The transcript is spliced from 9 exons. Gene Ontology annotation, molecular function: propionyl-CoA carboxylase activity. The coding region runs from base 25 to 627 and encodes 200 amino acids. Gene Ontology annotation, cellular component: mitochondrion.